UACAUUCCGGGCACGGAUUUCCACAAAGAACGGGAGUGGAUGACAGAACAACAGACACAGAAAAGAGGUAACGAAAUAUAGUGGACUGGACUAGAAAAAGUUGAUGAACAGAAUAUCACUGGCUGUUACAGUGUUGCAACACUACAAGAGAGACGCACACAUUAUGUUAUCUCAAGGUUUAGAGUGGUGAGUCAGCCCACUGCGGAGCGGAGCCCCUCUCCUCACAUACAGAGCUGCCAGACAAGGUGUUCUCCAGGAGUGUUGUCCCCCCCACCACUCUAUCCAGCCCCUCAAGGCUGAGAGGAUCAAAUAACUACACAACAGGACCGACAGGAUCCACACUCCUCUGGACAGGAUAUCCGAAUAGUUGAUAGUAAAUGAGGAGGGGAGGUGAUGAUGUCUGAGGACAGCUGUGGCCGAAAAUGCUGCAGGGUAAUGUAUAGCUGCAACUGGAGGCAGCCCAGUGAGAGGAAACGAAAAUGUUCCUGCUGCUGGUUGUCGGUCCUUACCGCUGUGUCCCUGCUCACUCUCUUCUGGAUGUACGUCUGUCUGAUGGCUUUCAAUGACCGUGAGGAUGUCAACUGGAAGGCCUUUUCCAUUCUUAAACUGUGGGUGAACUGGUUCAUGGUGCUGAUCAUUAUCGCUGCCGUACUGACCGUCUACUGCAUCCUGCUACUGGUAUUUGCACUGGUCCAACUUGCCUUGAAAGAGCCUUUGGACUUACACUGUCUACACAAGUUGUUCCUGUUUUUAGGUGUGGUCUUCAUCGCCCUGGGCACCACUGGAAUAAGCCUACAGUGGAAAAAAGAGUGGCACACUGUUCUCUUGUCAUUACAGGCCACGGCUCCAUUCCUACAGAUGGGAGGGGUUGGAGCCCUGACCUUGGUAAGCUGCCUGGUGUUCCAGUGUUUCCAAAGGACCCGCAGAAUAGCCUCUAAGAUCCUCAUCAUGGUAGUGUUUGCUGGCGUGUCGGUGGCAAUCUUCCUCAGCCCCCUCCUCAUCCAAUCCCCUUGUCUGGUGGAGGAGAAACAGCUGCCCCCUAAACCUGCCCUCAUUGGUCAUCGCGGAGCACCAAUGCUAACCCCAGAGAACACCCUGAUGUCGUUCAGGAGGAGUGUGGGGUGCCACGUGAUCGCCUUUGAGACGGACGUGCAGCUCAGUAAGGACAGAGUUCCUUACCUGAUGCAUGACCACGGAAGCCAUUUCCUGAGGAGGACUACAGAUGUUCUACAUAAGUUCCCUGGGAAAGACUUCAACCACAGCACAAACCUCACCUGGGAGGAGCUACAGGAAUUAAACGCUGGUGAUUGGUUCCUGAAGACAGAUCCGUUCUGCUCAGUCUCCCAGCUCUCAGAGCAGGAGAAGAAGACAGCUGGGAACCAGAGUGUUCCCUCCCUUCUACAGUUGCUGGACCUAGCCAAGACUCAUAACACCUCUGUCAUCUUUGACCUAAAAAAUAACGACAACAAUGACACUAUCGACACCGUGAACACCAUCCUCAAAUCUGGCAUCCCCCAAGACCUGAUCCUCUGGCUUCCCCCCAAACACAGGGUGGAUGUGAGGGAGGUCGCACCAGGGUUCAUACAGGUCUACAACGAUGUGUCUGAUAUGGACCUUGACAGAGGAGACCAUCUGAAUGUCAAAUACAGUGCUUUGAGUGCCACAGAGAUUUGGGAGCUUAGGAGCAGGAAUGUGUCAGUGAACCUGUGGGUGGUGAAUGAACCAUGGCUCUUCUCUCUGCUGUGGUGCUCGGGGGCCAACUCUGUGACCACCAACGCCUGCUCCCUCCUACAGGACAUGACCCAGCCUGACUGGACAAUGAGACCUGAUAGAUACAGAAUGAUAUGGAUCACAGUGGACCUGGGGUCAUUGCUCAUAAUGGUCACACUGUUCAUUUUACAGAGGGAAAGAGAAGCAAAGAAAGGAUUUUCCGGCUGGAAUCAGAGAGAAUUGUCCCUCUUCUUACCCUCUGAAUAGUUUGAUUGAAGCCGGAAACAGAACAGCCUGGAUCCAGAUACAUCCAGAUACAGUAUUUAAAAAAAAAAUGGUGGAUCACAGAGUACAUUUCACUUGCCUGACGACUCAAACUUGGGUGGCAGGUAGCCUAGUGGUUAGAGCGUUGGGCCAGUAAUCGAAAGGUUGCUAGACCCAAUCCCCGAGCUGACAAGGGAAAAAUCUGUCAUUCUGCCUCUGAACAAGGCAGUUAACCCACUGUUCCUAGGCUGUCAUUGUAAAUAAGAUUUUGUUCUUAACUGACUUGCCUAGUUAAAUAAAUAAAUAAACUGAAUUAUUCCGCUGCUCUGUUGUUCUCUACAUACUUUCGUCUGACUGCCAUUAUUGAACUCGUUUGAGGUGAUGUCAUAAUAAGA
This is a messenger RNA of Oncorhynchus kisutch (coho salmon), 2369 nucleotides long. It is a transcript of the gene gdpd2, whose product is annotated as glycerophosphodiester phosphodiesterase domain containing 2. The transcript has 15 exons. Gene Ontology annotation, biological process: lipid metabolic process. The record is from RefSeq and is a predicted model, not a curated record. NCBI's taxonomy places the organism in Eukaryota, Metazoa, Chordata, Actinopteri, Salmoniformes, Salmonidae. Gene Ontology annotation, cellular component: plasma membrane. Bases 394 to 1977 code for a protein of 527 amino acids. Gene Ontology annotation, molecular function: glycerophosphodiester phosphodiesterase activity.